Moneuplotes crassus is the source of this 769-nucleotide messenger RNA. Lineage: Eukaryota; Ciliophora; Spirotrichea; Euplotida; Euplotidae. The record is from the annotation of a GenBank genome assembly.
UAUUGAAUUAAAUAAUACUAACACUUUUCAAGAAAAUAUUCAGAACUUAAUGGACGAAUCAAGAAGUUAUAAGCCAGAGGGAUUCAACAGCGUCAUAAUUUCAGACGACACUGUGUUCGACAAAAAUUUAUUCACCAUGCCAGAUGAAGAUUACAGCGAGAUUGACCAUAUUUGAGUUCCUGAGGGGCUGAUAAAAAGCAGAGUCGAAAAACUAGCCCAAAACAUCUAUGAUGACUAUGCCGAGUGCUCUAAAGUAAGGAGACUUCAAAUCUUUGUUAUCAUGAACGGAGCAUUCCAAUUCUUUAGUGAUGUAGAGAGGUAUAUUAAGAAAGUCAGAGAAUACAAAGCUCAAAGGCUCGAAUAUGACGUUCAUUUUAUUAAAAUAAAGGGGUAUGUUAACACUGAAUCUGUCCUCGAAAAGAUAGAUGAUGCUGUCCUUCCAGAGGAGCUUAUCAAAGGAAAGGACAUUCUUAUAGUAGAAGAUGUGUACGAUUCAGGGAACUUAAUGGACAUUCUAUACAAACAUAUUCAUAAAUUUGAACCGAAUAGUGUGAAAUCGGCAGUUUGUGUUUAUAAAUGUAAUCCAAAGAACCUCAAAUUUGAUUUCCAGCCAGACUACAUAGGAUUCGCAGUACCAGGGGAUAAGUUUUUAGUAGGCUAUGGAAUGGACUACAACGAACACUUCCGUGAUCUCUCUCAUAUUUGUGUCAUUAGCAAAGAAGGAAUCGAGAAAUAUCGUGAAAUCUAAAAUUUCUUUUUCUAAUUUCAC